Camelina sativa (false flax) is the source of this 1534-nucleotide messenger RNA. Lineage: Eukaryota; Viridiplantae; Streptophyta; Magnoliopsida; Brassicales; Brassicaceae. The record is from RefSeq and is a predicted model, not a curated record.
ACUUUAGUAAUGUUAAUAGUUGAAUAAUAGUCAACUGUGAGGCUUGUCGGUACUAACGGUAAAAAUGGAUUUGAAAAUUGACUUGUAGUCAAUAUUUUUUUCAACUCUUUGGACAUAUAAAUACGGAUAAAUGAAGCUCCAUGUUUCUAUGAGAAAAAUAAAUUGGCUACAAGCGAUUGCCUGAGAGAUAACACAUGGCUCGUUUCCUCCUUAUUGUUACAUUGUCUUUCUUCUCUUUAAGGUUAUGUUUUGCUGGGGAUGUUUUCUCGUUCUCUAGCGAGCUAAAGGACUCGGAGACACUCGUCUCCAAUCGCAGCACCUUCAGGUUUGGUUUCUUCAGUCCUGUUAACUCCACGGGUCGCUACGCAGGGAUUUGGUUCAAUAAAAUUUCUACGCCGCCUGCGGUGGUUUGGGUAGCAAACAGAGACAGCCCGAUCAAUGACUCUUCAGGAGUGAUUGUGAUAUCCAAAGACGGGAAUCUCGUGAUUCAGGAUGGUCACGGACGGGUUCACUGGUCCACAUAUGUCUCACAACCAGUAGCUGCUAACACCACAUAUGCAAGGCUUCUGAAUACAGGGAACCUUGUACUGCAAGGAAUUUCAAACAGUGGGGAUAAGAUUCUGUGGGAAAGUUUCCAGAAUCCUCAAAAUGCAUUCUUGCCAACAAUGAUAGUUUCUACUGAUUCAAAAACAGGAAGGAGCCUUAAGCUUGGAUCUUGGAAAACACGUUCUGAUCCUUCUCCUGGACGCUACUCUGCUGGUGUGAUUCCUUUACCGUUUCCGGAGCUUGCCAUCUGGAAAGAUGAUUUGAUGGUGUGGCGUAGCGGCCCGUGGAAUGGUCAGUACUUUAUUGGACUACCAGAAAUGAAUUUUGGCGUCAAUCUUUACGAGUUUACCCUUGAUAAUAACAACCAAGGAUCCGUCUCCAUGUCAUAUACUAAUCAUGACGCGCUGUUCCAUUUUUUCUUGGACUCCGAGGGGUAUGUGGUGGAGAAACACUGGAACGAGGGUAAGCAAGAAUGGAUGACCGGGAUACUGUUUCCAUCAAAUUGUGAUAUAUAUGGUAAAUGCGGCCAAUUCGCUAGUUGCCAAUCCCGGUUAGAUCCGCCUUGCAAGUGCAUUAGAGGGUUUGAGCCGCGGAGUCAUGCGGAGUGGAGCAGAGGAAACUGGACUCGGGGAUGCGUAAGAAAGAAGCCGUUGCAGUGCGAGAGACGAGACAAUAAUGGAAGUAGAGAGGGUGAUGGGUUUGUGAGAUUGAUAAAGAUGAAGGUGCCCAACAAUCCACAGCGAUAUAAAGUCAGCGAACAAGACUGUCCUGAAAGCUGUCUGAAAAACUGUUCUUGUACGGCUUACACUUACGGCCAAGGGAUGGGCUGUCUUCUUUGGAGCGGAAACUUGAUCGAUAUGCAGCAGUAUUUGGGCUCUGGUGUUCCUCUUUACAUCCGUCUGGCAGGUUCAGAGCUCAGUAAGUAUCAGUAUCCCCAUUUCCAUAAAACUACAGUAUAAUAGUUCAGGUAGAUUUCUCACCAAAUCUU